Molecule: messenger RNA, 1235 nt
Organism: Aureococcus anophagefferens
Lineage: Eukaryota; Pelagophyceae; Pelagomonadales; Pelagomonadaceae
Exons: 1
Coding region: 42-1199 (385 amino acids)
Biological process (GO): mitochondrial translational elongation
Cellular component (GO): mitochondrion
Molecular function (GO): GTP binding; GTPase activity; translation elongation factor activity
Source: RefSeq, a predicted model, not a curated record
GCUCGCGGUGCCUCGCGGGCUACGACCGCACGAAGCCGCACAUGAAUGUCGGGACGAUAGGGCACGUGGACCACGGCAAGACGACGCUGACGGCGGCGAUCACGAAGGUGCUCAGCGAGCGGGGCAUGGCCGAGGCCACGGCCUUCGGGGACAUCGACAAGGCCCCCGAGGAGCGCGCGCGCGGCAUCACGAUCAACAGCGCCCACGUCGAGUACGAGACGGACAGCCGCCACUACGCGCACGUCGACUGCCCCGGGCACGCGGACUACGUCAAGAACAUGAUCACGGGCGCGGCGCAGAUGGACGGCGCCAUCCUCGUCGUGUCGGCGACGGACGGCCCCAUGCCCCAGACGCGCGAGCACAUCCUGCUCGCGCGCCAGGUCGGCAUCCCGCACCUCGUCGUCUUCAUGAACAAGUGCGACGCCGUCGACGACGAGGAGCUGCUCGAGCUCGUGGAGAUGGAGAUCCAGGAGCUGCUCGACUUCUACGACUUCCCCGGCGAGGACACGCCCAUCAUCCGCGGCAGCGCGCUCUGCGCGCUCAACGGCGAGAAGAAGGAGCUCGGCGAGGACAAGAUCGUCGAGCUCAUGGACGCCGUCGACUCCUACAUCCCGCUGCCGGACCGCGACGUCGACAAGCCCUUCCUCAUGCCCGUCGAGGACGUCUUCUCCAUCGCCGGCCGCGGCACGGUGGUCACGGGCCGCGUCGAGUCCGGCGUCAUCAAGACGGGCGACGAGAUCGAGAUCCUCGGCCUCAGCGACGCGCCGACGAAGACGACGUGCACGGGCGUCGAGAUGUUCAAGAAGUCGCUGGACCGCGGCGAGGCCGGCGACAACGUCGGCGCGCUCCUGCGCGGCGUGCGCCGCGACGAGGUCCAGCGCGGCCAGAUCCUCGCGGCGCCGGGGACGGUGCCGAUGACGAAGAAGUUCGAGGCCGAGGUCUACGUGCUCACCAAGGAGGAGGGCGGCCGCCACACGCCCUUCUUCUCCAACUACCGCCCCCAGUUCUUCAUCCGCACCGCCGACGUCACGGGCACCGUCGACCUCCCGGACGGCGUCGAGAUGGUCAUGCCGGGCGACAACGCGACGCUCAACAUCGAGCUCAUCUCCCCCCUCGCCAUCACCGAGGGCCUCAGGUUCGCCCUCCGCGAGGGCGGCAAGACCGUCGGCGCCGGCGUCGUCUCCAAGGUCGUCUCCUAGGGCGCCGCCGGGGUUCCGGGGUAAGGACGUCCCCCC